Molecule: messenger RNA, 2139 nt
Organism: Paraglomus occultum
Lineage: Eukaryota; Fungi; Glomeromycota; Glomeromycetes; Paraglomerales; Paraglomeraceae
Source: the annotation of a GenBank genome assembly
AUGAGCAAGACACAGAAAGUGAUACAAGACGCAGCAUUGAUUUCAUGCGGAGUGUCCGACGGAGUGUAUCGAAUCCCGGAACGCAAUUCUUCCCUCGCUAAUCUUCGAAACGAAGACGAACCAAUGGUUCAGAUUGCAUUGACUCCAAUUGAAAGCCUUCCACCAUCCCCUACUGUCGAUAAGCACAUUACGUUCGAAGCUGUGAGACUAUGGAAAGGGGAACAGGUCUCGCGUUGGUUACAAGAGAAUAACUUUAAAGAAUAUGAGGCUGUGUUUGCUGAAAACGACAUCACUGGUGACGUAUUACUUGAGUUGGACCACCAGCUUUUAAAGGAACUCCAGAUAGCAUCCAUUAGAGACAGGAUCAAAUUAUUAGCGGCUAUUCAUUUUCCACGAUCCCCAGACUAUGAAUUUAAAAUGCCGAAUACUCCCAAUAGGCCAUCUUCUCUAUCGUCUCGUUCAGCUGCUAGUUCACCGCCGGGAUCAGCGCGUCAACCACUUUCUCCACGAUCGCCUCUGAGCACAAAGCGAUCGUCCAAUGAGUUGACACCUUAUGAAAUGAAACAGCGAUUUAUCAAAGUCAUUAGCGAAAAUCAGACAAAAACAAUAGAUCUCAACGGCGUCACGGAUGCAAAAGCUAUAUUAGCAAAGAUAUUGACUAAAUUCAAUAUCAAUGAUGAAGCGGAAAAAUAUUCAUUAUUUACUACGGUCAGCGACACGAGCGCAGCACGCAGUCUGACCGAUGAUGAAAUAGAAGAAAUAUGCAGAGACUCGGCAAGGCCAGAACGUGACUGUCUGGUUCUACGAAAGAAACACAUGCCAAUACGCCACGAAGAUCAUAAAGAGCAAUUAAAGAAAAAGAAACUAGAACAUUUCUUUGGCGUAAAAGCAGAAGAGUUCGAAGGUCCAAUUCCCAGCAUCGCUGUAAAGCUCAAGAAAUUCUUUGGACAGAGACCACCCUCAGAACUCAUUUCGAACAAUUUACCCGAGUACUUUCCUGGACACGACAGUGAAGCAUUACAAAAGAGUGCGAGAUAUUCGACCAUAAGAGCAUCCAGAAUAUCAAGGCGAUCUACGAGUAGAAGUUCUAGAGCAUAUGAUAGAUCAUCCAUGCUGUCUACCAUAUCAUCCUUCACGUUUGUUCCAACCGACGGUGAAGAUACUAUUGGCACUAUGGCUGAGAUAUCCGAUUUCAAGUCUAUCGAACAACCAGAGACUGACAGUUCUACGCUUAUGGAUGACGAUAUUGAAUACUGGAAUUCUGAUGAGGAAGGAGCGGCAGAACCAUCCGCACCUACGUUUAGAUGGAUGAAAGGAGCGCUCAUUGGCAGCGGUUCGUUUGGUAGUGUGUAUCUUGGUCUUAAUUCAGUUACUGGGGAGCUGAUGGCUGUCAAGCAAGUUGAACUUCCGACCGGACAAUCUGACAAGGAGGACAGAAAACAAUCUAUGUUGGAUGCAUUACAAAGAGAAAUUUCUUUCCUGAAAGAACUUCAACACGAAAAUAUUGUUCAAUAUCUCGGAUUUCAAUACGACCAAAACUGCCUCAAUAUCUUUUUAGAAUAUGUACCCGGAGGAUCACUUUCGACGACAAUAAGAAAUUAUGGACCGUUGGAAGAACCCCUUGCCAGAAUCUUUGUGAAGCAAAUUUUGCAAGGAUUGGAUUAUCUUCAUCAGCGCGAUAUCAUUCACAGAGACAUCAAAGCUGCUAACAUACUCGUGGAUAACAAAGGAGUAACCAAAAUUUCAGACUUUGGUAUUUCCAAGAAAAUGGAGGAAGAAAUCAUGAGCGCAACAACGGCACAUCGUCCAUCUCUUCAAGGCUCUGUUUACUGGAUGGCACCAGAAGUAGUUAAACAAACGACUUACACGACGAAAGCAGAUAUAUGGUCACUUGGGUGCUUGAUAGUUGAAAUGUUUACUGGUGAACAUCCAUUCCCUACCUUGCAUCACGUGCAAGCAAUGUUCAAGAUUGGAUCUUCGUGUGCGCCUGAAAUACCAGAGGAUAUUACAAAUGAUGCCAAAGACUUUUUAAGAAAGACGUUCGACCCCGACCACACGAAACGACCAUCAGCAAGUGAAUUACGGAAUCAUCCAUUUGUGACAUCAAACGUAAAGGGAUCUCCGCAACCAUCUCCGUAA